GUCCAGCACUGUCCUCAUGCCAGUCUGCACUACCUCCUUUACCCUGACCAAUCAUCACAGUCAAUAUGACUUCCGCAUCUGCAUCUGAAGCCGCAAAGAGAGGAGGCUCAUACUUUCCUCUGGGAGGAGAGUCGCUUCCUGACGGACAAGCCACGGCGACAUGUUACUGCGGGGACGUCCAACUUGCCUUUGUAAACUCAGACUCCCGUCAGCUGCUUGUGCAGCCCGUCGAAGGCGAAGGCUUUGUUGACUCAUUUCUUUGUAACUGUACCGAUUGUCGCAAAGUCACAGCUUCGUGUUUCGCGUCCAACUUCAUUAUCGCAGACACACAUCUCAUGCAUACGCGUGGGCACGAAAAGCUCGCCAAAUUCACCAUGAACAAGACUAUCGAUACAGGCAAUGCCAUGACCAAUGUGUGGUGCCAAACCUGUGGCACCCUCAUGUAUCGUGUAAGUAGUGGAUUUCCCGGGAAAAGCAUUCUCCGACUCGGAACCGUGGACGACUUUAACCUUGUGGAGACGAAGCUGAAACCGAGGGUGGAGCAGUUCGUCAAGGAUCGCGUUGGCUGGUCGAGUGGAGGUGCUCAGGGAGGUGUCCAGCAAGAACAAGGUAUUCAUAGACCUCUUAAAUCUCCGCCCACACCUACCACCCUCAUUGCCGCAUUUUCAACAUGCUCCUCUUCCUCUCCACAUCAUCCUGCAAGGCGUCGUCGCCUCCGGAUCUUCGACUCGGACAUGUGGCUCAUUCUCGCCCUCGUCCUUUCCGCUCUUCCCUCCGCAUACACGUCUGCAGCUAGUGCCGCGUCCGAAAUGCCUCGAGGUGACCACAGCCAGUCGAGCAUAGUUGCUGCUGCAGGCGACAAGUUCGUAAUUCCAGGAUGGCAGCUCCAAUCCUCUCGAAAUGCUACUGAUACUCCUGAGCAUAUUUCGAGACCAGGUUUCGACACUUCUACAUGGCUGAAUGUGUCCCCAAGAACUACAGUCUUUGCGGGCUUUCUCGAAAAUCGCGUCUAUCAUGAUACCGACCUCUUCUUUUCGGACAACCUCAACAAGACCGUCGACUACUCCAGAUACAAUGUGCCGUUCUAUUACCGUUAUGAGUUCCAUGUCGAGACGCAGUCUAGCCAACGAUACUUCCUCCAGACCCACGGCAUAACUUCGCGAGCCCAAAUCCAUCUCAAUGGUGGAAUGCUAGCCGAUGAGUACACACAGGUGGGCGCAUAUGGAGGCUCUAAGUACGACAUCACAGAACACCUGCUAAAGGACAAUUGCUUGCUCAUUACUGCCUUUCCCACAAACUAUCUUCGCGACUUUGCAUUGGGCUUUAUAGACUGGAACCCUUACCCUCCCGACAAUGGCACUGGUGUCUGGCGCGAUAUUGAGAUUUACCAGACCGGCAAGGUAUCCUUGUCGACCCUGCGAGUUGCUACAGACUUCGCUCCUGAUAAUCCCACGACAGUAGACCCCGCUUCCGUCAACAUCGAGAUUGUCACCGAUGUUACAAAUCAUUGUGACAAUGUCGUUAGUACUGUCCUCACUGCCGAAGUUCGGGACUUCCCCUACAGAGACGACUCACUCGUAACCACCAAAUCAACCACUGUGACUCUACAGCCUGGAGAGCAAAAAUCAGUUCGCGUACCACUUACCCUUGAAAAACCCAAGAUAUGGUGGCCAAGUGGUUGGGGCUCCCAGCAUCUCUACAUAGCAUCGCUUUCUGCCACUAUCUCGAAUCAGACCACCGACAUCGCCCCUCCUGUCCGAUUCGGUAUCCGGAACGUCGUUUCCCGCGUCAAUGCUCACAAUGACACCUCAUUCACUGUUAACGGCCACCCAUUCUUCGUACUUGGUGCCGGCUAUACUCCCGACCUAUUCUCCCGCUUCUCUCAGUCCGAAUUGUAUGUCCAAUUCCAACGCGUCCUCGAUAUGGGCCUAAACACAAUCCGGCUAGAAGGCAAGCAAUCUCAUCCUGACCUCUACUCCCUUGCCGACUAUAUUGGUCUCAUGGUGUUACCUGGGUGGGAAUGCUGCGAUAAAUGGGAGGGCUGGACGUAUAAUGACGAAGCAAACGGCGAGAAGUGGGUUGAUGCUGAUUACACUACCGCAAAUGUAUCGAUGCGCCAUGAGGCCGCCAUGAUGCAGACACAUCCAAGCGUUCUUGGGUUCCUCGUCGGCAGCGACUAUUGGCCCGACGAUCGCGCAACAUCCAUCUACGUCGACGCCUUAAAAGCAUUUGAUUGGCAAAACCCCAUUAUUGCAAGUGCUGCGAAACGUGGGUACCCGGAGCUACUCGGCCCAAGUGGUAUGAAGAUGGAAGGCCCCUACGACUGGGUGCCGCCAAACUACUGGGCUUCCGACAAAUCCGGCGCCGCAUUCGGGUUUGGAUCGGAACUGGGAGCCGGUGUCGGUACGCCUGACAUCGCAUCGCUUCGGAAAUUCCUCUCUGAAGAAGACCUGCGAGAUCUAUGGACGGCACCUGAGAAAGGACUGUAUCAUAUGUCGACAAAUGUAUCGCAGUUCUAUACGCGUAAAAUCUAUAACAACGCCCUAUACGCGCGCUACGGAGCUCCUUCGUCGCUAGAAGACUAUCUACUGAAGGUAGGGAUCAUGGACUACGAAGCGACGCGCGCCCAGUUCGAAGCCUAUAGCAUGCGGAAAUCAGCUGACCACCCGGCGACCGGCUUGAUAUACUGGAUGUUGAACAACGCCUGGCCGAGCUUGCAUUGGCAGCUGUUCGACUACUAUCUCAAGCCAACUGCAGCAUACUAUGGGGUCAAGAAUGCCCUGAGAAUGGAGAAUGCCGCAUUCGAUUACGGCGAUGGGAGCGUGUGGGUGUAUAGCCACCUGCCGUUCACCUCAGGGACACGAAGUGUCGCUGUGGACGUUAUUGACCUGAAAGGAAAUGAGCUUGCACACCAUGAGAAAAAAUUUGACCUGUUGGCGAACAGAGCGCAGCAAGUCAUUGAGCACCUGAACAUACCUACUGAUGCUGGUGUCGUCGCCCUCAGAAUUAUCAUGAAGAAUGAAGACGACAGAGUCUUGAGUCGCAGCGUUUACACACUCCCUCCUUCUCCAGACGCUCUCGAUUGGGAUGCUUCGACGUGGUAUCACACGCCCGUCUCGAAAUACGCCGAUUUGACAUGCCUCUUCCACAUGGGUCAGUCAAAGAUUGCUCUCAAAUCUCUCGGUUCAUCGUAUAAUAAUAUAUCUGGGGAGGCUACCUGGGAAGUCAAUAACACAGCGAAAGUCCCGGCAUUCUUCAUUAAGUUUAACAUCGUAGAUGGGAGUGGUAAAGAUGUUAGUAGUGCAGUGUGGGAAGAUAACUUUGUAACAUUAUGGCCAGGGGAGAGUAUAAACGUCAAUGUAAGGUGGAGGGGAGCGGACCGGGUGAGUGUCAUGGUGGAGGGAUUGAAUAUAGACAGGGUAGAGCUGGAAAUCUAGAUGGUGUUACUGGGUUUAACGUAUCACGAUAAUCAAACAGACUAAAAAGCCGUCACUGUCAUUGUUAUUUCUUUAUCCCAUCAUACCAGAUGGAUAGCGUUCACACGCGCCCAAUAUUCACAACCUGAAACUCCAAUCAUAACGUAUCGUAUAAGCAUUCAAAUCAC
Molecule: messenger RNA, 3604 nt
Organism: Pseudovirgaria hyperparasitica
Lineage: Eukaryota; Fungi; Ascomycota; Dothideomycetes; Acrospermales; Acrospermaceae
Exons: 4
Coding region: 66-3437 (1123 amino acids)
Biological process (GO): carbohydrate metabolic process
Molecular function (GO): hydrolase activity, hydrolyzing O-glycosyl compounds; carbon-sulfur lyase activity
Source: RefSeq, a predicted model, not a curated record